AUGUGGCUGACCGUAUACCAGGCUAGUUUAGAUGUGAAGCCGUCUCGCCGCUUCUACAGUUUCGAAGACAUCGAGAGUGGCCUCUCGGCGGCGCUUUCGUCUACACUGGGCGAGUUUGAACAUUAUUGCAGGACAAUCCUGCUACAGUUACCGCAGGUUACGGGAACAGCUGAAAGGGGCGAUCUUCUUCAACAGCUGUCUCGUCGCACGCACAGAUGCUUCGAAAUAUCUACUGCCUGCGAUGCCGAGUCCUUUGGCAGCAGUCAGAUUGCACGGCAACACGUCAAUGUCCUCGAACGUCUCGCUAAACAUUAUGAGGAUACUGGGACUGACGCAUUCGAAGCUCCGGAGCUUCGUCUCGAGGCAUCGGGUCUACGAGACAGGUACAAUCUCCCCCCUGACGGCUUCGAAAUCGACGAAGUAGCGAUAUUCCACAGCAUGUCGGUCCGAGCUUCCAAUGCCUUCGACACGAUGAAGCCACGCAUUCUUGACCGCCACUUCGCCAAUCUCUUCUCAACCGUCAGCCCAGCCUUUCCACCAGCACAUGUGGCUUUGUGCUUUGACAGGCCACAGGCGGCCAAAGCAUUACUUAUUCAAACCCGUGACCAGUGCUUGUCAACUGAUAUCUUGAAAAGGCGAAUCUCUCACCUCGCUGCAGAAUUCGGCGACGUCAACUUACUGCAAAAGCCUACUGCGGAAGCUAGGGACAUCUUCAACAUGACGCAACUCGCCGUCGCCGCCAAUACAGGAGAUCUGGAGCUCUUCGAAAAUCUUGUACAAUGCGGCCAUUCCUUGGACGCACGCGACGUGGAGGGUCGCAGUAUACUCUGCAUCGCAGCAGGGGCUGGCAGCACGGAGAUUGUCAAAUAUAUGCUGGAGCGCAAAGUCAACCCCAAUCCAUAUAGCCUGGAAGGGGGUCAGUACUUCCCCUCGACAUACACCGCAUUGCAUGCAGCAGCGGCUGGUGGCCAUAUCGAUGUGGUAAAAGUCCUUUUGAACCACAAAGCCAUUGCAAGAUGGGUUUCUCACGAUUGUACGCCAUCCCAGGAGGCUUUCAAGCACGGCCAUGAAGCCGUGGGGAAGCUUUUGAAAGAAGUCGAGGCUGUUGAAAAUCGCCAUCUCGAAGAGGCGGGAAGGACGAAUGCAAUGGCGAUGACGCCUGUGUCUACACCACAUGUCUUAGUACCGAGCCAUAUAAACGUCGCUACUCCGCAGCUGGAACGUGCUCAAUCCCAAAAGCCGUCAGAAACAACGGGAGGGCGUUUUGCGUCACCGAAUCCCUGGUCGCGCAAACGGACACACGCUGAUUCAGAAGCGCAUACCACGCCUGCAUGA
Molecule: messenger RNA, 1335 nt
Organism: Cyphellophora europaea CBS 101466
Lineage: Eukaryota; Fungi; Ascomycota; Eurotiomycetes; Chaetothyriales; Cyphellophoraceae
Exons: 1
Coding region: 1-1335 (444 amino acids)
Molecular function (GO): protein binding
Source: RefSeq, a predicted model, not a curated record